Molecule: messenger RNA, 911 nt
Organism: Colias croceus (clouded yellow)
Lineage: Eukaryota; Metazoa; Arthropoda; Insecta; Lepidoptera; Pieridae
Product: pseudouridine-5'-phosphatase-like
Exons: 5
Coding region: 141-827 (228 amino acids)
Molecular function (GO): phosphatase activity
Source: RefSeq, a predicted model, not a curated record
UAUUUGUCCACGACAGUCGUGUAGAUGGGUGUAGGUGUAGAUGUGUAGAUAAUAUUUUAUUACCUUUGGAAGUGCUUUGGAACCAUUUUGAAUGAAGCAGUGUAUUAUUUUUAUUUUGUAACUAAAUUAAUUUUGAAAAAAUGGUUUUCAAACCAGUAACUCAUGUGUUAUUUGAUAUGGAUGGAUUAAUACUAAAUACUGAAGACCUUUACACUGUGCUUUUUCAAAAUAUGCUCUCAAAAUAUGGAAAGGAAUAUAGUUAUGAUUUGAAAUUGCGAUUGAUGGGUCGCCAGGCUCACGAAUCUGCGAAAAUCGUUAUAACAGAACUAGACCUUCCUCUGACAGUCGAAGAAUUUUUGGCUGAAAGUAAAAAGGGUGAAAAAAUAUUUGAAGACACAAAAUUACUACCAGGAGCAAGGAGGUUAAUUGAACAUCUUCAUCAGCACAACAUUCCAAUAGCCUUAGCUACAAGUUCUAGUGAGGAAAGUUACCAUUUAAAAGUGGAUAAACAUCAUACAGAGCUAUUUUCAUUGUUUCCUUACAAAACAUUUGGUUGUUCAGACCCUAAUGUGAAACUGGGUAAACCACAUCCAGAUAUAUUCUUGGUAACAGCUGCUAAGUUUCCUGACAAACCUGAUCCUGAGAGAUGUUUAGUAUUUGAAGAUGCAGUAAAUGGUGUAAAAGCAGCAUUGGCAGCAGGCAUGCAAGUAGUAAUGGUGCCAGACCCUCAAAUGGACAGAAAUCUUACAAAAGAAGCAACUCUAGUACUUAAUAGUUUAGAAGAAUUUAAACCUGAACUGUUUGGAUUACCUCCUUUUGGGGACUAGUUUUAAGCAAACAAUAUGUCAUCUUAUUUUUUUGUAUGGCUUUUAAAUUAAGUUUUAAAUUGAGUUUUUUUUAGAAAGGGAAGU